Molecule: messenger RNA, 2662 nt
Organism: Lactuca virosa
Lineage: Eukaryota; Viridiplantae; Streptophyta; Magnoliopsida; Asterales; Asteraceae
Source: the annotation of a GenBank genome assembly
AUCUUUUUUACUUGUUAAUUUAUUAUUUAUCUUCAACUUGUAGAGAACAAACAUGACCCAAACCCAUUGUCCCAAAAAUCGCCGGCUGAAAUAUUAUUGUGCUUGGACUCUCUAUUAAAACACGCAGCAGCAAUCAUACAGAUACAUUUUAUAUCGACAGAGAGAGAAGAGGGACGAAUCGACUUACCCCCCAUUCCACAAGUUGAUCCAAUUAUAUAUAUACACACACCCAUCUUGCGAAAUUACAGAUAUCCCUCUUCCUUCGACUUGUUUUCAGAUCUUAGAGCCCAUUGAGCGAUCUUUUCUCAUUGAAGAUUACUUUGAAAGAAACAGUCGAUUCAGAUAAAAUAUCGCGUGAAUCAGGUGUUACGUUGGAUUAUAUAUACAUAUAUAUGUGUGUGUGCAAACAAACACAUGUAUAUUGCGUGUGGGAAUUAGGGAUUCGAAGACACGAAUGUUUCGUGUUUAUGUACGCAUGUCUGUGUUGGGAGUUGGAUUUGGUCUCGUUGACUUAGAAAGGGUAGGUCUGACUUCCAUCUCUUAUAGUUUGUACCUUCUAUAAGCUUUGCUUUUUUAGGUUGCGAAGGCAUCUACCCCUUUGAUCCACUUCAUCUUCUUUUGUAUUCAUUUAUCUUUAAUCCUCCAAUUGCCGUUUUAUAGAUUCCUGUUGCUUCAAGUAUCUUCCUGAACCUUAUGCUUCAAAGGGAUGAUAUGUUAAAAGUGUGUAUAUCCAAAUACCCAAUCGAGCUAACAUAAAUCUAAUAAUACAAUACUCUAAACCAGUCUGACUUUGUUAGUUCAAUCUGAUUCAUGUUUUCCAAGAUCAAGGAUCAAGAAUUUAGAAGCAAUUUUUAGAGAUCCAUUCUAAAGAUUUAGUAUAUGAGUAUUGUUCAUCUAUAAAUCUUGAUCUUGAAGUCAUUUGGUGGGCUUUUUCUUUAAAUCUUUGAGCUUAUUGACCAUUGUCAAAAAGGGUCAAAUAAUCUUGAGGACAUAAUUGUGUGAUGCAUAGAAUCUAAAUGAAGUUAGCAAAGGCGUGGCGUUUAGGCAUGAAAGACAUGCAGAUCUUGCCUCCGCCACGUCAUCGUGGUCACCAAUUAAAAAAACCAACAUGGAUACUUGUAUUGAUUUCAUUGGUUUGCAUGUUUUUAGUUGUUGCUUAUAUUUAUCCACCUCAAACUUCUAGUGCCUGUUAUAUCUUCUCUUCUUCUGGUUGUGAGACGUUUUCUAGUUGGCUUCCUCCUCCUAUAAGAGAAUUUAGUGAUGAAGAAAUAGCUUCUCGUGUGGUAAUUAGUAGCAUUUUGAAUGCCCCUCCAAUUCAUUCCAAAAAUCCCAAGAUUGCUUUUAUGUUCUUGAGCCCUGGAUCAUUGCCUUUUGAGAAGUUGUGGGACAGAUUUUUUCAGGGUCAUGAAGGUAGAUUUUCAAUCCAUGUUCACGCAUCCAAAGAAAAACCAGUCCACACCAGUCGUUAUUUCAUCAAUAAAGAAAUUCGCAGUGGCUCGGUAGAUUGGGGGAAAAUUUCAAUGGUUGAUGCAGAAAAACGACUUUUAGCAAAUGCAUUGAAGGAUCCUGAUAAUCAACACUUUGUUUUACUUUCUGAUAGUUGUGUACCUCUGCGUGAUUUUGACUAUGUGUACAAUUAUCUCAUGUACACAAAUAUCAGCUUCAUUGACAGCUUCGAGGACCCUGGCCCACAUGGAAGUGGAAGGUACUCUGAACAUAUGUUACCUGAAGUUGAGAAGAAAUACUUCAGAAAGGGUGCUCAGUGGUUUACAAUGAAGAGACAACAUGCAGUUAUAAUCAUGGCUGAUUAUCUUUAUUAUGCAAAGUUCAGAGAUUAUUGCAGGCCUGGCAUGGAUGGACAACGGAAUUGCUAUUCUGAUGAACACUACUUGCCAACCUUUUUCCAUAUGCAUGAUCCGAAUGGAAUUGCAAAUUGGUCAGUGACACAUGUUGAUUGGUCAGAAGGAAAAUGGCAUCCAAAAUCUUAUGGGGAGAAGGAUGUUUCUGAACAGCUCCUAAAAAACCUUACGUCCAUCACAGAAAGUGUUCAUGUUACAAGUGAAGAAAGGAAGGAAACCAUGAUCAUGCCAUGCCUAUGGAACGGGAUGAAUCGGCCAUGUUACUUAUUUGCAAGAAAAUUCUCAGCAGAGACUCUAGAAACCAUGAUAGAUCUUUUCUCAAACUACACAUCAUCAUCAUUAUCAUCAUCAUCAUCAAAAGCAUGAGAGAGAGAUUCUUCAUUCUUGAUUCUUGAUUCUCGUUCUGAUUCUUUGGUUUGGUUUGGAUUUGUCCAACCACUUUUCACAUUGUUGUAAAGCUUAUUAUCUACACAAAGAUUCGUAAGGACCCAACAAAUGAGAAUAUUCACUCUAAACUUGGAUUCUUUCUGGGUUCAAGGGAGGGUAUAUUUGGGAAACAUUUGAGAUUUUUGAGUUAAUAGUCAACCAACAGUUAUGGAACACAUUUCAGUUAAAUUGUGAAGAAGAAAGGUAUGGGAGAAAAGAUGUUUCAUGUUAUUAAUCCUUUAGUUUUUACCCUUCAUUUUGGGUGAUAUUUGUAUCAUUUUGCGUAUUUCAGUGAUAGUUUUUGAAUUUAGAGCAAUAUUAUUGUACUGAUUUUGGGUUGUUUCCCUUUCCUCCUUUACAUGACAGAUGACGUGGAU